Messenger RNA from Monopterus albus (swamp eel), 3834 nucleotides. It is a transcript of the gene zmiz1a, whose product is annotated as zinc finger, MIZ-type containing 1a. The record is from RefSeq and is a predicted model, not a curated record. Gene Ontology annotation, biological process: protein sumoylation; regulation of transcription by RNA polymerase II. Gene Ontology annotation, molecular function: zinc ion binding; SUMO ligase activity. Gene Ontology annotation, cellular component: chromatin. NCBI's taxonomy places the organism in Eukaryota, Metazoa, Chordata, Actinopteri, Synbranchiformes, Synbranchidae.
AUAACUGAAUAGCCAGUGUAAUCUGACACUUCAACUUGCCGUGCUCUACGCUAGUUGAGUCAGUCACUCACUCGCACAGUCUGCGGGGAUCGCGCGUCGUCUUUGUGAGGUGGAGAGGAGCGCUGUAAACACGCGGUUUGGAGGAACAAUACGCGGAUUGGCCACUGAGCUCCGAGCGAAAAAUCAUCACUUAAGGAGGGGUCAGCGAGGGACUGCGCACGAGGAAUACAUGAAGGGUGGGGCGGGGGAGCGGCAGUAUCAUUGAGGUCAGAGUUCACACAGACUUGCUCUGUGAUUGAUGAGGAUUAAGAAACGGAUUUUGCCUCAUAGGAAACACAGGAACGUCCUCAUCUGCGCUGAGUAAAUACCUUUUAAUGGCGUCCCGGUAGAGACAUCAGGAUGAACACGUUACCAUCAAUGGACCGGCACAUCCAGCAGACCAAUGACCGUCUGCAGUGCAUCAAACAGCACUUACAGAACCCGGCCAACUUCCACUCAGCAGCCACUGAGCUGCUCGACUGGUGUGGAGAUCCCCGGGCCUUCCAGCGACCUUUUGAGCAAAGUCUCAUGGGAUGUCUUACGGUGGUGAGUCGUGUCGCUGCCCAGCAGGGGUUUGACUUGGACCUGGGCUACAGGUUGCUCGCUGUGUGUGCUGCCAACAGGGACAAAUUCACCCCCAAGUCUGCAGCCCUGCUGUCGUCGUGGUGCGAGGAGUUGGGUCGCCUCCUCCUGCUACGUCACCAGAAGAACCGGCAGAACGAACCGCAGGGAAAAGUCCCCAUGCAGCCCAGCAUGAGCAGCAUGAAGCCUGGCCUCACACACAGCGAUGGAUCCUUUCCCUAUGACUCUGUCCCAUGGCAACAAAACACUAACCAGCCCCCUGGGUCAUUAUCUGUGGUUACAACAGUGUGGGGCGUGACCAAUACAUCACAGAGUCAGGUGCUGGGUAACCCAAUGGCAAACAGCAAUAACCCCAUGAAUCCUGCAGGGAACCCUAUGGGAUCGGGAAUGUCUACCAGUGCAGCAGGGCUCAACUCACCUCAGUUCAGUGCUCAGCAGCAACAGUUCCCAAACAAGGGAGGCUCCAACCAACCAUACAUGCAGCAGGGUAUGUAUGGCAGGCCUGGCUACCCUGGAGGUCCUGGGGGAUACAGUGGGAGUUAUUCUGGAGGCCCAAACGCCCCUCCAGGAGGUAUGGGAAUGACCUCCCACACACGUCCUCCUGGUGACUUCACUCAGCCGGCCGCCGCCGCUGCUGCUGCAGCUGUGGAAAACGCACCACCCGCAGCACCAGCCACGGUGGCAGCUCUACAGGAAACGCAGAAUAAAGAUAUCAACCAGUAUGGACAGAUGUGUUCAUCGUUUCAAAUGGGCCCCGCUCAAGCCUACAACAGCCAGUUCAUAAACCAGCCGGGCCCACGAGGCCCGCCUGGAUCUAUGAAUCCAGCCAGCAUGGGUGGUUCUAUGAAUCCAGCCAGCAUGGGAUCAGCCAUGAACAACCCUAAUAUGAGUGGGCCUCCCAUGGGGAUUAAUCAGGCUCGAACCCCAGGCAUGGGGCAUUUUGGCGCUCACGGCCAAAGGAUGCCUCAGCAAGGAUACCCUGGAGGACCUCGACAAGGCAUGCCCAUGCAGGGGAUGAAGAGGCCAUAUCCCGGGGAGGCGAGUUAUGGGGGUCAGCAGUAUGGGCUGAAUAGUCAGUUCCCAACACAGCAGGGGCAGUACCCGACAACAAACGCCUCCAGGCCCCUGCCCUCUCCUAACUACCCUGGCCAGAGGAUGCCAGGGCAGCAGGGCCAAGGACAGUACCCACCUGGCAUGCCCAUGGGCCAAUAUUAUAAGCAAGAGCCAUUCAAUGGUCAGAGCACCAACUUCUCUGGAGGUGGAUACUCCUACGGCCAAGGCAACGGGCCCCCCAGGCCUGGUAACUACCCACACUCCCCAGUCCCUGGAAACCCCACACCCCCUAUGACCCCAGGAAGUAGUAUUCCUCCGUACCUGUCGCCAAGCCAGGAUGUGAAGCCCCCUUUUCCACCCGACAUGAAACCAAAUAUGACAGCGCUUCCACCUCCUCCAAGUAAUCCUAAUGAGGAGCUGCGGCUGACGUUCCCAGUCAGGGAUGGAGUGGUGCUGGAGCCGUUCCGCUUGGAGCACAACCUGGCUGUCAGUAACCACGUUUUCCACCUUCGACCCUCCGUCCACCAGACCCUCAUGUGGAGGUCAGACCUUGAGCUGCAGUUUAAGUGCUACCACCAUGAAGACAGGCAGAUGAACACUAACUGGCCUGCCUCCGUCCAGGUCAGCGUCAACGCCACGCCCCUCACCAUCGAAAGGGGAGAUAACAAAACCUCCCACAAGCCCCUUCACCUGAAGCAUGUAUGCCAGCCUGGGAGAAACACCAUCCAAAUUACAGUCACUGCCUGCUGUUGUUCCCACCUGUUUGUACUACAGCUGGUCCACAGGCCAUCUGUGCGAUCUGUCCUCCAGGGGCUCCUCAAGAAGAGGCUCCUUCCUGCAGAACACUGCAUCACCAAGAUUAAGAGGAACUUCAGUAGUGUGGCAGCAUCGGCAGGCAGCACCGCUCUUAACGGAGAAGAUGGUGUGGAGCAGACGGCCAUUAAAGUGUCACUGAAAUGUCCGAUUACUUUCCGACGCAUCCAGCUACCAGCACGAGGGCAUGACUGCAAACACGUCCAGUGCUUUGAUCUGGAGUCCUACUUGCAGCUCAACUGUGAGAGGGGGACAUGGAGGUGUCCUGUGUGCAAUAAAACAGCAUUAUUAGAAGGUCUGGAGGUGGACCAGUACAUGUGGGGAAUCCUCAAUGCCAUCCAAAAUUCAGAGUUUGAGGAGGUCACUAUAGACCCUACAUGUAGCUGGCGACCUGUCCCCAUUAAGUCUGAAAUGCACAUCAAAGAGGACCCUGAUGGACCUCUGGCUAAGCGCUUUAAGACCAUGAGCCCCAGCCAGAUGACCAUGCCCAAUGUGAUGGAGAUGAUUGCCCAGUUAGGGCCUGGCCCAGGGCCUGGGCCCGUCUCCGGACCAGGUCUGAGCCCCUACCCCCCACACCCUGGUCAGCAUGUUAGUGGUAACGGGGGAGAUUACCCAGGAACAGGCAACAGUUACCACAGCCAAGGGAACUUUGACUUCCCUCAUGGGAACCCCUCUGGUGGUGGACUUGGAGGAGGAGGAGGUCCCCCAAUGAAUGACUUCAUGCAUGGCCCCCAGCUCUCUCACCCCCCAGAUGGACCUGGUGGUCUCCUCUCCCAGGACAAGCCCCUUAAUCACGGAAUGAAUGAUGCAAUGUCCCAUCCCGAUCAGUCUCAUAACUCCAUGCAGCCGAGCUUGCAUGCGUCUCCUCACCCUGGCAGCCAAACAGGGCCGCCCUUACAUCACAGUGGCCAGUCAGGGCCGCCCUGCAUCACAGAGCCGCCUCGCCAGUCGCAGCCUCAGCAGCCUGGGCAGAACGCUCACCCCCACAACGAUCUGAACUUUAAUCCCUCCUCAGAUGGCCAGAUGGGUCAGGGAACCCAGGAUAUGCCUGAACCCUCCCUGGAUCUGCUUCCAGAGCUGGCCAACCCAGAUGAGCUACUAUCAUACCUGGACCCUCCUGACCUUCCCGCCAACAGCAACGAUGACCUUCUCUCCCUCUUCGAGAACAACUAGCCCCCCACCUUGCCUGAAAACCUUCCUGUACCUACAAGAGUGUGUGUGACUGUCCAUCCACAGACACUUCACAGACUUCCUGUCCACACUUUAAAAAUCGCUUCCUGUGCUCGUGCACUCACGCUCAUGUACACAGUCUCUCAACAGAUAAUAUGUGGCAUAGGAGCACAGCUG